Histoplasma mississippiense is the source of this 774-nucleotide messenger RNA. RefSeq lists its product with no specific name. Gene Ontology annotation, biological process: transcription by RNA polymerase II. Gene Ontology annotation, cellular component: nucleus. The record is from RefSeq and is a predicted model, not a curated record. The transcript has 4 exons. Bases 1 to 774 code for a protein of 257 amino acids. Lineage: Eukaryota; Fungi; Ascomycota; Eurotiomycetes; Onygenales; Ajellomycetaceae.
AUGCCAAAUCUGAACCCUUCUUCUCCCUCUUUCCUUGCAGACCUACAAACCCACUACUUCCCCGACAUUCCACACGAUCCCUCCUCCCUCUCCUGGCUUCAGCCAUCACCACCACCAAGCCCCUCCUCCUCCCACGCCCCAUCCAACCCCUCCAUAUCACCCUACCACCCAGCCAGCACCGCCACCUCCAUCUCCCCUGCUGCCCUCCGCUUCUCGCUCACUGGUACCCUCCUCGCGCCGCGCACCUCUCUCUCCAUCCCUACAACCCACGGCCUGCACCACCACGCCGCUGACCCCGAAGCCGCCGGCUACACAAUUCCCGAACUCGCGACCCUAGCCCGCUCCACCCUCCCCGCCCAACGCUGUCUCGCUUGGCAGGUUCUCGGCCGGUUUCUCUAUCGAUUAGGGGUGGGGGAGUUUGGGGAGCGUGGGAGUGCGCUCUUCGAGGGUCUGUGGGCCGUUGUGGAGCGCGAGGGUGUGGUUGUGGGCAUGUUGGCCGAGGCUGGCGGGGGAAGUAGUGGAUCGAAAAACGAAUCUACAGCUGCUACUGCUGCGAGUAAUGCGGCUAGAAUUGGAAAACAUGCCAGCGCAAGGGCGUGGGCGACUGAGGCGGUUUGGCUCUGGAGGAAGGCUGCAUACCAUUGUGCUUACACUCAUACACUCGACUCAUCAAUUAUUGAUAUACUCGUUACGCCGCCUUCUAAGCAAGUGAUAUACCAAUAUGCAACAAUCUCAUACUAUUAUCACUUCUGGUAUAAAUGUGCUACUUUGUAG